Gasterosteus aculeatus aculeatus (three-spined stickleback) is the source of this 526-nucleotide messenger RNA. The record is from RefSeq and is a predicted model, not a curated record. Lineage: Eukaryota; Metazoa; Chordata; Actinopteri; Perciformes; Gasterosteidae.
CUGUCAGAGAGCAGCACACCGACGCAGAGACGGAACAGCGAGCCUCUCAGCAUCGAACCCUCCUUCCACUGAACGCAUCUCACUCGCUGCUGGGCGGACCCCGCGUGUCUCUGUGUGCGCGUAUUUAUAUUUUUUAAAACGCAAAUUUAAGCGCAAACUUAACCGCGUUUUUUUUGUUGUUGUUGUUGUGGUUGUUGCUUUUUGGGACCUUUUCAAAGUAAAAGAAGCGAGAGACCAGAGGAGCGACAUGGCCACCACGACCUGCACCCGCUUCACGGACGAGUUCCAGCUGUACGAGGAGCUGGGGAAGGGAGCCUUUUCGGUGGUGCGCAGAUGCGUCAAGCUGUGCACGGGACAGGAGUACGCCGCCAAAAUAAUCAACACCAAAAAGCUGUCGGCCAGAGAUCACCAGAAGCUGGAACGAGAGGCUCGGAUCUGUCGCCUGUUGAAACACUCCAACAUCGGUGAAGGCGCUUCUUCCUUCUGCCGUCUCACUUAAUCCAAAGUUAAUCUUAAAUUUCCUGUU